Heterostelium album PN500 is the source of this 2505-nucleotide messenger RNA. It is a transcript of the gene argC, whose product is annotated as acetylglutamate kinase. The coding region runs from base 1 to 2505 and encodes 834 amino acids. Lineage: Eukaryota; Evosea; Eumycetozoa; Acytosteliales; Acytosteliaceae. Gene Ontology annotation, cellular component: mitochondrial matrix; mitochondrion; cytoplasm. The transcript is spliced from 2 exons. Gene Ontology annotation, molecular function: NADP+ binding; NAD binding; acetylglutamate kinase activity. Gene Ontology annotation, biological process: L-arginine biosynthetic process. The record is from RefSeq and is a predicted model, not a curated record.
AUGUUGAAAUCAACAAAUAUCUGUAGGCAAACAUUAAAGAGACUCCCAGUUGUCUCUAUUAAUCCAAACAAUGGUGGAAUUUCCAAUCUAAAGAAUGCUAAAUCAAUUGUUAGAUCUUAUUCAACUGCAAACCUAUCAAGUCAAGUACAAAAUGUAGAGUUAAAAUCAAGAGAGCAAGCAGUUGUAGAUAAAACAACAACCAUUUCAACUUCAAUCAACUUUGGUGAUAAGUCAUCUGGUAAGUCAGAUUACUCAAAGAAUAUCAAGUUGUCCGAUAACAAAUCGAUUGUUUUGGUAAAGAUUGGUGGUGGUGUUAUCGAAGACAAUAUGAGUGCUUUGAUCCAAUCACUCAAUUUUUUGAAAAAAAUUGGUCUCUAUCCAAUCGUUGUUCAUGGUGGUGGUCCACAGAUGAAUGCAGAGUUGACCGCUGCUGGUGUAGAGCCAGAGUACGUCGAGGGUCUACGUGUUACUCGUCCACAGGUAUUGGCAAUUGCCCAGCGUGUGUUCAUGCGUGAGAAUCUCAAGAUUGUCGAGGCAUUGGAGGCCAGUGGAACAAAGGCACGUCCAAUCACCCAAGGUGUAUUCCAAGCUACUCCACUCGACCCAUCUACCUACGGUUUCGUUGGUAAUGUAACAAAGAUUCUCACCGAUGGUUUGGCUAGUUGCAUCGGUUCAGACUAUAUCCCAGUUAUUUCGUCGUUGGCAAUGACCGAGCACGGUCAAGUCCUCAACAUCAAUGCCGAUGUCGCUGCUUUGGAGCUCGCCAAAGCCAUUCGUCCUUUGAAGAUUCUCUUUAUCAACACCACUGCCGGUAUGAAAGACGGUGACGGUAAAGUAAUGAGACACAUCGUGUUGGACCAGCAAUACGAUAAUCUCAUGAAACAACCAUGGGUCAAGCAUGGAACAAAGUUAAAGUUGAAGGAGUUCAAGAACUGUUUGGAUAACUUGCCACUCUCUACAUCGAUCACAAUCACAAGUCCAGAGUUGCUUCAGAAGGAGCUCUUUACCAAGAGUGGAAGUGGUACCACCGUAGAGAAGGGUAUUUCCAUUCUCACUGAGGAGAGUCAACUCGAUUUCGGACGUCUCUCUAAAUCGUUUGGUUUGCGUCCAGCCGAGCUUAAAUCGUUGGUCGAGCGUGAAAAGUUAAAGAUUAUUGUAAAUUCCAUCUAUACAUCUGCUAUUGUUCUUCGUUCACUACCAUCAUCACCAUCGACCUACGUUGUCGACCGUUUUGUUGUAGACAGUGGAUCGAUUGAAGAUGAAUCUGCAGAUUCUGUAUUCCAAGCCGCUCUCGCCAAAUAUCAAACCUUGGUAUGGAAGGCAGAUUCCGCCACCACCAACGCACAAACCACAGCUUGGUUCCGUAAGAUUGCCGAUGGUUUCACCAAAGAGUCUGGAUUCGAUGUAUACUGGAACAAUAUCCCACUACAGGAUGUUGCUCGUCCAAUUGCCAUGUGUUUGGCACACCGUAGUCCAAUUACUGCUGCCGCAGAGACUGCUGCUAGCCAAGCUGCUGCUAAUCUCAUCCAAGCCAAGAAGGACAAAUACCGUAUCGGUCUUUUGGGUGCAAGAGGUUUCACAGGUGGACAUUUGGUUCGUUUGAUUGGUAACAACCCAAGUCUUGAACUUACAUUGGCUGCCUCAUCCACCAACUAUGGAAAGCCAGUCACCACCGAGUUCCCACAUUUGAAAUCAGAUUUGCUCUUCUCACAGGUCACCGCUGAGAAUAUCGACAAAUACACAGAGGAUUCCGGAAUUGACGGUUGGUUCAUGGCUCUUCCAGAUCAAAUCUCAAAGCCAUACGUCGAAGGUAUCGAUCGUCUUGCCAAACAACCGGUUUUGGUAGAUCUCUCUGCCGAUCACAGAUUCAACAAUAGCUGGACCUAUGGUAAUCCAGAAACCAAUCGUGCCAACAUUAUCAAAUCAAAGAGAAUUGCAAACCCAGGUUGCUAUGCCACCGGUAUGUACUUGACUCUCUACCCAUUGAGAAAGGCUGGUUUACUCGAUGGUGAGCCAAGCUGUUUCGGUAUCAGUGGUUACUCGGGUGCUGGUUCCAAGCCCUCUGAAAAGAAUGACCUCAACCGUUUAAGAGAUAAUAUUCUUCCAUAUAAGUUGGUCAAGCAUACCCACGAGCUCGAAGUUUCACAUCAAUUGAGCCAACCAAUAUAUUUCAUGCCACACGUCGGACAAUUCUUCCAAGGUAUCACUUUGACCAUUUCCAUUCGUCUUACCCGUCCAUUGACCAAAGAAGAGGUUGUACAACUAUACACAAAACAAUAUCAAAAUGAACCAUUGGUAAAGAUUGAUGUCGAUGGUAUCCCCGAGGUACGUGCCAAUGCAAACAAACAUACUCUUACCAUCGGUGGUUUCGCUGUCAAUGGUAAUCACUUGGUUGUUGUCACCACUUUAGAUAAUCUUUUGAAGGGUGCCGCCACUCAAGCCCUACAAAAUAUGAAUCUUUGUCUUGGAAUUGAAGAACUCGAAGGAAUUAAGAAAGAACUUUAA